AUGCCACCGAACAUUUUGAAAAGUAGUUUGGAGAACGCGUCUUUCAACAUUAUAUUUCAGAUAUUCUGCCGCUGUGUUACAUUUGUUUUGAAUGCAUUUGUUGUCCGGCACGUAGGCCAAGCGAUCUUAGGUGUCAUUAACGUGAGAUUGUUAUUACUGGAAUCUAUGAUACUGUUCCUGUCACGAGAACCAUUCAUGAAAGCAUGUCUGACUAAUACGGCGGAGCACAAUUGGGCUCAAGUCGUGAAUCUACUCUGGCUAACAGUACCCAUAUGCGUCGUAAUGUCCCUUUUGUUUGGAUACAUUUGGUUGUUCGUGCUCUCUACCGCCGAGGAGUUACCACUGUACUACACAUUUGCAGUUUGGGCGGUUGGGCUGUCGUGCGUCAUAGAGUUGUCUUCCCUGAUUGUCCAAUUAGUCGCAAGCGCAUUUCUGUUUGUUAGACUUAAAAUAAUUCUGGAUACCAUCAUGAUUGCCAUUCGCACCAUGACGUUCGUCCCAUUGAUAUUGUAUAAUCCGGAAAAUGCGUUACUCGCCUUUGGCAUAGCUCAACUUGUUGCGGCAAUAUUUUACACGACUAGUCACUACGUGUACUUCCACUGUUAUAUUGCAAAGUUGGACAAGUGCACACAGAAACGAAGAAUGUCCUUAAAGGAUAGUAGCGACGAAUACGUGGUGAGAGAAUUUCCCUUCCGUGCCCUAAGUGACUUUUUACCGGGCCAGCUGGAGAAUAAUGAUUCACAUCUGGAUGGAAAGUUAACUGUUCUUACUUGGAGUUUCUUCAGGCAAGGAAUAUUAAAGCAAAUUUUAACGGAAGGCGAGAGAUUGAUUAUGACUAUAAUGCCAGUAUUGACGUUCACGGAACAGGGUACUUAUGAGGUUGUGAAUAAUUUGGGCUCGCUAGCCGCUAGAUUUAUUUUCCGUCCAAUCGAGGAGAGCGGUUACUUUUACUUCACGCAGAUGGUAAAAAGGGACAAGGCAAUAUCCGAUCAGAAUCCAGUAAAGAUACAAGAGAGCGUGAACGUGUUAACACACCUAUGUUCGACCGUCACGUCUAUCGGUCUGAUUGUUCUAGUAUUCGGCCAGUCUUACUCGAGCACGUUGCUCUGGUUAUACGGUGGCUCAAAAUUAAUUUUACCUUUACCCGUCCUCUUGUUAAGGGCGCACUGUCUCGCCGUGUUGCUCUUGGGGAUUAACGGCGUGACCGAGUGUUACACCAACGCGACGGCUGAUAGCGCGACGAUAAACAAGAGCAAUCUAAUUAUGGUGUACGAAUCGAUCGCGUUUUUGGGCGCGUCCUACUUGUUCGCCACUUGGUUUGGCCCGGUCGGCUUUAUCUUCGGUAAUUGCGUGAACAUGACUUUGAGAAUCAUACACUCUGCGAUAUUCAUAAAUCGAAGAUGUCGCGACACCUUUUACCGUCCCUUGCGUGGACUGGUACCUAAGCCGAUGUUUUCCGCGUCUUUGCUCGUCACGGCUCUCAUCACAAAUCUCUCGCAUGCUUACUUCUUUCCGGCGGAAAAAUUACUACAUCUACUGAUCGGCGUAGUGAUGUUUACGAUUGUCUUCAUGUCUUGGAUAUAUGAACAUUACGAGUUAAUCAAGCUCGCUACGAACAAAUGGCACGAAAGAAGAAAUAAGCACAGGAAGAGUGAUUGACCUUGCGUGUUACGUUGCAGAUUAUUCCGAUUAUGUACAAAUUAACUAGAAACUACGUUACGUUACGGACGAUCUUGUAAACGUUAAAAAGAUUACAAUAUAUCAAAACUUAUUUUAUA
Messenger RNA from Ooceraea biroi (clonal raider ant), 1778 nucleotides. RefSeq names its product protein RFT1 homolog. Gene Ontology annotation, cellular component: endoplasmic reticulum membrane. NCBI's taxonomy places the organism in Eukaryota, Metazoa, Arthropoda, Insecta, Hymenoptera, Formicidae. The record is from RefSeq and is a predicted model, not a curated record. Gene Ontology annotation, biological process: glycolipid translocation; dolichol-linked oligosaccharide biosynthetic process.